UUUCUUCUCUUUGUUUUUAAUUAUCAAUGUCUUCGAUUUUUGUAAGUUAUAAGCACUCAUUAAAAUAAUUGCUGAAUCGAUCUCUCCAUUUUUAAAUUCUAAAAGCUUUUCCUUUUUGAUCUAAAAUAGGUUUCUUAGGGUUAGCUGUUUGGGAGUUUCAGGUUGAUUUUGUUUGAUGCUUAGUUUGAGUUGAAGCCAGAAUUCAUACUGCACCAUGGGUUUUGAUAAUGAGUGCAUCUUGAACAUUCAAUCUCUUGCUGGAGAGUAUUUUUGUCCUGUUUGUCGCCUGCUAGUCUAUCCAAAUGAAGCUUUACAGUCACAGUGCACUCAUCUAUACUGUAAACCAUGUUUGUCAUACGUUGUUAGUACUACUCGCGCAUGCCCUUAUGAUGGCUACUUGGUUACAGAAGCAGAUUCGAAGCCACUUAGUGAAUCAAACAAAGCACUCGCUGAAACCAUUGGCAAGAUAACAGUUUAUUGUCUUUACCAUAGGAGUGGAUGCACGUGGCAGGGCCCUUUAUCUGAGUGUACUUCUCAUUGUUCGGAAUGUGCCUUUGGCAAUUCUCCUGUUGUAUGUAACAGAUGCGGAGUUCAAAUUGUGCACCGUCAAGUGCAGGAACAUGCACAAAAUUGUCCUGGCGUGCAGCCUCAAGCUCAUGCUGAAGGUGCUAAGGAUGCUGCAGUUACAGGGACACCUGCUGCUGGUGAUCAGAACCAGGCUGCCACUCAGGCAGCAACUACUAGUGCUACUACUCAAACCACCGCUUCCUCAACGCCUGGGCAGGGCUCCAAUCAGCAAGCCAACCCAACUACACAGUCCCAGCCUGCAGUGCAGGCUGUAGUCUCCACAGCAGACCAAUGGUAUCAACAGCAACAGCAAUAUCAGCAGUACUACCAGCAAUAUCCUGGAUAUGAUCCAUAUCAACAGCAUUAUCAGCAGUACUAUCCUUAUCAACAGCAAGCAGUUCCCCAAUGUACACAAUCACAGGUUUAUAUGCAGCCUCAAACACAAGUUCAACCUCAGGCGCAGCUGCAAACGCAAGCUCAGUCACAUCCACAAGUUCAGCUACCUGCUGCUGCUCAACCUCAGAGCCAGGGCCAAGUCAAUCCACAGCAACAAACACACACUCCGAUACAGCCACAAUCUCAAUUACCGUUGCAAACACAUGCACCACCUCAUGGCCAACCACCUCCUCAGGCUCAACUGCACCAACAAACCAAUCCUGUCCAGCAGCAUCCACAACAUAUACAAUUGCCUCAAUAUCAGCAGCCUCAUUCACAGAUGCAGCAUCCACAAUCCCAGGUUCUGACACAAGCUCAUUCUCAGCUUCAUCCCCAGCAUCCUGUCCCUCAAUCCCACCCUCCUGCACAAGGUCUGCCACAAACACAUGCUCAAUAUCCUAUGCAGCCCAUUCCGCAACCCUUUGCUUCUCAGCCAAAUCAUCCAGUGAAUCCUCAUGUCCAGCCUCAGCCACAGCAUUCAUCAGCCCAUGCAGUGACAGGACAUCACUCUUAUCCACAACCACAACCUCAACAGCAAUUGCAGCUGGGAGGCCUACAGCAUCCUGUGCAUUAUGCUCAAGGUGGGCCUCAGCCACAGUUCCCUCAACAAUCUCCUCUGUUGCGUCCGCCACAGUCUCAUGUUCCAGUUCAAAACCCUCAACAAUCUGGUUUGCUGCCUUCACCAGGACAGGUCCCUAAUGUUCCUCCAGCACAACAGCAGCCAGUACAAGCCCAUGCUCAGCAACCUGGACUUCCUGUCCAUCAACUUCCUGUCAUGCAAUCAGUGCAACAACCAAUUCAUCAGCAGUAUGUGCAGCAGCAGCCCCCUUUUCCUGGACAGGCCCUGGGCCCAGUUCAGAAUCAAGUGCAUCAGCAAGGUGCUUACAUGCAGCAACAUCUACAUGGGCACUCUCAGUUACGUCCCCAGGGACCUUCUCAUGCUUAUACACAGCCACUGCAGAAUGUUCCAUUACCGCAUGGCACACAGGCCCAUCAAGCACAAAAUCUUGGGGGAAGGCCUCCUUAUGGAGUCCCAACAUAUCCCCAUCCACACUCAUCCGUUGGCAUGCAAGUAAGGCCAAUGCAAGUUGGUGCAGAUCAACAAUCUGGAAAUGCUUUCAGGGCGAACAACCAAAUGCAGUUGUCCUCUGAGCAGCCCUCCGGGGCUAUUUCAAGACCCACAUCUAAUAGACAAGGUGAUGACAUAAUUGAGAAAAGUUCAGAAGCUGACUCAAGCUCUCAGAAAAAUGUUAGAAGGGAUCCAAAUGAUUUGGAUGUUGCUUCUGGUCUUGGGUCUGAUGUAAGUGACUUAAAAACUGUAAUAUCAGAAAGCAAUCUUAAGCCCGUGGAUGAUGACAAUAAAUCCAUAAAUGAAGUGAAGGAAGAGCCCAAAAAGGGCAAUGAUGACCAGAAGGAUAUAUCUAAUACUGACAAUGAUGCAGAAGACAAAGGAGUGAAGGAUGGGCCAGUAAUGAAAAAUCGUCCACUGCCAGAAGCCGAACACCUUGAAGAUCAAAGUAUGAAGUCACAGAGGGGAAGAAAUGUGACUCCUCAACAUUCUGGGGGCUUUAUUCUGCAUGGUCAGGUGCAAGGUGAGGGCCUGGCACAGCCUUCACAUUCAAUUCCCAUUGCUGAACAAGGAAAGCAACAGCCUCCUGUAAUUCCUCACGGACCUUCUGCCCUUCAACAAAGGCCUAUUGGGUCCUCAUUGUUAACUGCACCACCUCCUGGAUCCUUACAUCACGGGCAGAUACCUGGGCAUCCUUCUGCCCGAGUUAGGCCUCUGGGUCCUGGACAUAUACCUCAUGGUCCUGAAGUAUCAUCAGCUGGCAUGACAGGCCUGGGUUCUACUCCAAUUACCGGGAGAGGAGGGAGUCAUUAUGGUCUGCAAGGAACUUAUACUCAAGGUCAUGCCCUCCCUUCUCAAGCUGAUCGAACUCCAUAUGGCCAUGAUACUGACAUGUUUGCAAACCAGAGGCCCAAUUAUACAGAUGGCAAAAGACUAGAUCCACUUGGACAACAAUCGGGCAUGCACUCAAAUGCAAUGAGAAUGAAUGGGGCACCAGGGAUGGACUCUUCAUCGGCACUUGGAUUGCGGGAUGAUAGGUUCAGACCUUUUUCGGAUGAGUAUAUGAAUCCCUUUCCUAAGGACCCAUCUCAGCGAAUUGUUGAUCGGAGAGAGUUUGAAGAAGAUCUCAAGCAUUUUUCUAGGCCUUCUGAUUUGGACACUCAGUCUACUACAAAAUUUGGGGCUAACUUUUCUUCAUCAAGGCCUCUUGAUAGGGGACCUCUUGACAAGGGGCUUCACGGUCCAAAUUAUGAUUCUGGGAUGAAAUUGGAAUCCUUGGGUGGCCCUCCCCCUUCUAGAUUCUUUCCUCCAUAUCAUCAUGAUGGUUUGAUGCAUCCCAAUGAUAUUGCAGAAAGAUCAAUUGGUUUUCAUGACAAUACAUUAGGCAGGCAGCCAGAUUCUGUGCGAGCUCAUCCGGAAUUUUUUGGACCAGGUCGUAGAUAUGACCGUCGGCAUAGGGAUGGUAUGGCCCCUAGGAGUCCAGGUAGAGAUUACCCUGGAGUAUCCUCACGUGGAUUUGGUGCCAUUCCUGGCCUGGAUGAUAUUGAUGGCAGAGAAUCACGUCGAUUUGGUGAUUCAUUUCAUGGUAGUAGGUUUCCAGUUUUGCCGAGCCACAUGCUCAUGGGUGAGUUUGAAGGUCCUAGUCAAGAUGGAUUUUCUAAUCAUUUUAGGAGGGGUGAACAUUUGGGUCAUCAUAACAUGCGUAAUCGUCUGGGAGAGCCAAUUGGUUUUGGUGCUUUCCCUGGCCCUGCAGGGAUGGGAGAUUUAUCUGGGACAGGAAAUUUCUUUAAUCCAAGACUUGGUGAGCCAGGAUUUAGAAGCAGCUUUUCCUUCAAGGGAUUUCCUGGUGAUGGUGGAAUCUAUGCAGGAGAAUUGGAAUCUUUUGAUAAUUCGAGGAGGAGGAAAUCAUCUAGCAUGGGAUGGUGUCGAAUAUGUAAAGUUGACUGUGAAACAGUUGAGGGCUUGGACCUCCAUUCACAGACGAGGGAACAUCAAAAGAGGGCUAUGGAUAUGGUUGUAACUAUAAAGCAGAAUGCGAAAAAGCAGAAACUAGCCAACAACGAUCAUUCCUCUGUUGAUGAUGCAAGCAAAUCAAAGAAUACCAGUAUUGAGGGCCGUGGGAAUAAGAAUUAGGUAGUGGUGAUGUCUUGCAGUGCAGGAUACGUGGGCCCAUUGUGGACUCAGGGUUGAGUUUGUUGCUUUGGUAUAUUUGUAUACUUGGUGUCUUCGGUGAUUCUUCCAUGCCUCUGCCAUUUGGGUGGCUUGCUAGUCUUGUCAUUUCAGGUUGACGCCCUGUUAAAGGAGAUGGUUUUCGGACCUGAAGUUCAGUGGCAGUUAAGUUUGUUGGUUUUUGAUUUUGAAGUCUUUUUCUUACAGAGCAUGGAUAGUUUUAUACCAAUUUUGGCAAGUUGUUUCAUCUUAUCAGUUAGUUGUGCAUGUGGUGCUUAUGUUAGUUCCUGAGUCUGCAUUUAUGAUAUUGAUAUUUAUGUAUGGCCCAUCCUUGUGAGUGAAAACUUUGAAGCUAACCUUGGUGCUAUGAAAAACUUAACUAUACUUUAUUAAACCAUUGCUGCAGAGAAGUAUUGAUGUUCAUUUAAAAACUCCCACUUUCAGUAUCAAAAUGUUGUGGAGCAUUUACCCCAGCUUCUAUUGAUGAAUAGUAUUAGCACAUGCAUGUCAUUGGAGUCUCUUCUUAUUUAAAGAUGACUACUGUUUUGUAUUGCCAUUGUAGGUUUUUAGAUUGUUUUGAGAGUUACAUUUAGUUGAACUCCGACAUUGUGGAACUGUUAAAUGUCGGAAUUAGGAUUUAAUCUACCUUUCCACUUCUUGUUUAAAGAUGGUGAUACUUUUCUAGGAACUAUUAUUGAGAUUUCUUUUUAUGGUUUUCUUCAAUCGAACUCUGAUAUCUGUUAAUGUUAAAUGAUAGUCAGAAGAUGCCUUGAGGUGUCUGUAUCUAUCCAGUGUUGCAAUCAAUACUGAAUGCUCCACUGUGGUUCUUACAACUCGAUUAUGAUUGUUUCGGACAAUCAAAUGGUGGAACUCUAGUAGGUUAUUAUCUAGGGAGAUUCACUCUUAAAUGACAAACAGAGCUGCAUAAUAUACUUGAUUUUUUCAAUUCGACCUGUCUUUUUACGGCCGAAGCAGACUACAAAAAGAAUGAAAGUUCAGCGGAAAGGUUAACUUCAACCAUCUUUUUUAAAUGUGUUAUGGGCAGCCUUUUUCAACGUUGGAUGCAAAUUCUGGACUACAAACAUGGUUGUUGAUUCUAUGUUUUCCAGGUUUGUUGUUUUCAUUCUUAAACAUUCUAAGUUGGAACCAUUUAAUGAUUCUGCUGUUUCCCUAAAAAAAAAAAAGAGGAGAAAUAUACCUUUUGCCUUUUCAGAUAUUAGUUGUCAUGUAGAUUUGGAAAAAGGCAUUUAGGACUUCCAAUAUGGACUGCAAAACUUAUGGAACAAACUACAUUAGAUAGAAUUCUUAUGCUAGAGAAAUGAUUUUUCUGCUAUUAUUAAGAAUAUAUUAGCAGAUAUUUAAUUGAUGGGGCGAUGGGGCUGCAGUUGUAUAUUUUCUCAGUCGAAAUCUUAAACAUGAAAGAGAAAUGAAAUUAACAGACAUGUGGAUUGGUAGAUUAGUACAGUUAUAGUGAAAAUUGUUAUGAUGUUAGAGGUUUCCACUUAUAUGAACCAAUAAUGGAUAUUGAUUCUUCCUUAUUUAUCUUAGUUAUAGAAAUAAAUUUGGUGAGAACAUUAGGAUUUUAUUUCACCUAUAUGGUUAGUAAAUUAAUAAUUUAAUUUCAAUAUAAUUAAAUAAACUUUAUUGUAUCUAUGAAGUCAUCAACUUUAAGGUUUCUUUUUCCCUAUUUUUAUAGGAUGUUAGAGAUCAAACCAUACAUAAUAUUUCUAAUAUAGUUUAACAAUUGAAUUCAAGGUCAUAGAACUUCACUUGGAAUGUCAAAAUGUUCGGCUUAUUUGUUUGAUAAUGAAUUUAUUGAAAUUGAAUUAAAAUAUUUUGUUUAAUAAUGAAUUUAUUGAAACUAAAUUAAAGUUAAGUUAGGUGAUUGAGAGAAAUAGAAGUUUAAUGGUAUUGAAAUUUAGUGAGAAUCUCCUUUUCCAGAAGAGUUAGCGAGAUAUGUUGGUGAAAUUAGCCUCCAAUUAGAGAGAUAUGGUCUUUAACUGACUCAUGAUUCAUAGAUUGAGGAUUUCUGGAGCCAGAUUAUGGCAAGGUAUUGAUAAAUAAAAGGAAAAAGGUAAUGUGGCGAUUAUCAGGGUGGGGGAACAGAAAAUGAUUUCACAUGCAGAAUAAGUGCAAGGUGACACAAGUGGUGGGAAGCAAGAAGGGGAAGAUAUGCUUAUGUAAAUCUUUAAUUUUCACACUUCGUCCUUAAGCUUUGAUGGGUGUGGUAUCUGUGUGUCCUUUUCAUCACUUAACAAUUGCACUUUCCAUGUACUGCAUGCUAUUUCAAAUUAAUUUUAUGGUACUUUUGGUAGUCAGUAUGACAAUUUGGAUCUAUCUCUUAGUAGUGGACAAUGUUUCGAGUUUGUGUGUGCAAAAUUAGUGGUAAUAUGUGAAAGCUGUUUGAUGUUAGGCAUUUGCUUUACAAUUCUAUCCUGAUAACAUUUAUAACGAAUCAAUACUGCUUUCUUUUUGGUGGUGAUUCUUACUUUUAUUUUUGAAUAUCAGUGUUUCUUGUCUUUUUAGGCUGAAAAUAAGGCUACUUGCAAUUUUGUUGCAUCUUUUAUUCAGUUAAAAUUUUUUGGUUUAACGCUGAAUUUAUGGAUGUCAAGACAUGGUUCAUCCAUCAUUGGUUGUAUGCAUCUUGUACGGAUCCGUGCUUUCUUCAUUCCCUUUCUGGUUAACUUUUGGAAAUACUGAGUAGUCAUUUAAUCUCAGGUUAGCAGCAGAAUAACAUGGUACGAAAUAAAGUAAUUGUUGAGGUCUUACUGCAGGCCUUAUUCAACUAAUAAAAUCUUGAGGUUAAGGUGUGUGUGCAAUCUUUUGUUGUGGUAAUUCCUGAGUAUUCUUACUGAUUCAUUGUGGGAAGUGACAAUAAAAGGUCAUUGUUGUGCACUUCAUAUUUUAUGAUUCAAAAUCAUGAUAUCUGAUUCAAUGCUCUAUUUCAUAUUAUGAGCCUGAAACAGAAAAGGAAAGGCAGACAAGAAGAAUUAGUUUGAAUGAUUUUGUUAUUGAAUGUUACUUUUUUAAAUGUUCUGGGAUAACAUCCCCCUUUUCUACAAUGGGAAAACAAUGCACGAUUAUUUGAGACCUUAUGGGUACAUUCUUUGCAAGUGGUCUUUUUAAGUUGGUCUCCAAAGGAAAGAAAGGGAAAAAACACUUGUUAGAUUAAAAACAGAAAAAAAGAAAGCAUCUUUUAGAUUCUUUCUCAAAGAAAGUUCUUGAAAAGAUGCAAGAAAUAAUAUGUUUGUCCCAGCAAUUCUGAAGUAAUGGCUUGAAAGAACUCUGGGAAAAGGUCAAAUCAGACUUCUAUAUAGGAAGAUAUCUUUAAUAAUGGAUUUUUAGGCCUUUGAAUAGUUCUGCUGUUAAAUUUGUCAAGUAGUGUUUUAAUUUUGCAUGCACCCAAAGACAAGGAAAUGAGACAUCAGCAUGGUUUUAAUGGUAAAGGGACCAACACAAAAAAAUACAAAAUCUUGUCAAAAAGAGCUGUAUGGUUUUUGAAAGCCCACUUAAGAGAGGAUUUAGGGAAAAUGUGUAUAUAUAUAUAUAUAACAUGCCACCAAAAAUUAAUAAUUCCUCUUUAACCCUGUUGUUGGCCCUUAUAACUUUGACAUUAUUUGCAUCAUAAUUGUCCAUUAAUCAGGAACAAUGGUGAAAAUUUUAGAGCUAACAAUGCUUCAAGUGUCUUGUCCUUGCUUUUUUUUUUUUGUUUUUUUUAUUUGGUGCAAGGAGCCUUUGCUUAAACUUGUUUGCAGUUGGAGUAUCCCAUUGGCAGAGAAUUCUGAUCAAAUCUUCAACUAUUAUCAGAGGAAAGUGUAUCCAGCAUGUGAACCUGUCGGAAAUUCUGCUAUCAUGUAUGCCUUUGAUAUAAAGAAUGAUUACCCAUAUUUGUUUAAACUUCUGUUUUGUAAAUUGAAUCUAGAAUGAUUGUCUGAAUAAGAAUGUUUAGACUAAUAAUUAUUAUAAACAGGUUUGUGAA
Messenger RNA from Ricinus communis (castor bean), 8219 nucleotides. RefSeq names its product mediator of RNA polymerase II transcription subunit 12. The record is from RefSeq and is a predicted model, not a curated record. The coding region runs from base 215 to 4204 and encodes 1329 amino acids. The transcript is spliced from 8 exons. NCBI's taxonomy places the organism in Eukaryota, Viridiplantae, Streptophyta, Magnoliopsida, Malpighiales, Euphorbiaceae.